Messenger RNA from Acanthosepion pharaonis, 741 nucleotides. The record is from the annotation of a GenBank genome assembly. Lineage: Eukaryota; Metazoa; Mollusca; Cephalopoda; Sepiida; Sepiidae.
AUGACAUUCAAAUUUCUCUCUCUCUCUCUCUCUCUCUCUCUCUCUCUCUCUCUCUCUCUAGUUGGCUCUUGUCGUAGCAAAGAGAGGUCUCUCUCUCUCUCUCUCUCUCUCUCUCUCUCUCUCUCUCUCUCUCAUCGCGCCAGUUUCUUUCUCUCGCUCUCCCUCACUCUCAUUCUCUCCUCACAUUCCUCCUCUCUCUUCCUCUUCCUUUUUCUCUUACUCUCUUUUUCUUUCUUUCUCUCUAUCCCUCCCUCUCUCUCACCAUCACUUAAAUUUUUUCUAACUCCUCUCUCUCUCUCUCUGUCUCUAUAUGUCUCUCUCUCUCAUUCUCUCCUCCCGCACUCAUCCUCUCUCUUCUUCUCUUUCUUUCCCCCCUCACCUCCCCUUUCUUUUUCUCUCUCUUUCUCCUUCUUCCUCUCUCUUUCCAUCCCUAGGUCUCUCAUUUUCCCUAACUCCUCUCUCUGUCUCUGUAAGUCUAUCUCCCAUUCUCUCCUCCUCGCAUUCGUCUUAUCACUUCCUCUUUCCCCCUCUCGGCUCCUUUUUCUUUUUUCUUUCACACUCUCUUUCUUUGUCUGUCUCUCUUCCUCUCUCUUUCCAUCCCUAUCUCUCUCAUUUUCUCUAAAUCAUUCUCUCCUCCUCGCACUCGUCCUCUCUCUUCUCUUUCUUUCCCUCCCUCUCUCCUCCUCUUUCUUUUUCUUUCACUCUCGCUUUUUCUUUCUUUCCCACUCUUUCUUCCUUUGA